UAGUAACAUGGCGCACCAAGCAAGCAAAUGGACGUGUAGAAGUUUUUUAUUAUAUCAUUCAUACUUUUUCUUUUGACUAUAUAAGUAUCGUAGAAGAUAAAACACCGACAAAGGGUGCGGUCAUCAAUACACAUGCAUUCCUCUCACCCUCAUCUUCUCCAUCUCAACUCCAAAUCACCAUUCUCUUUAUAUUAUCAUUUCCUUUCAAUAUUUUCUCAAUUGUUUUCUCUCCUGCACUUUUUUUUUUAUUCCUUUGAAGUUCAACCAAACAGUCCACAGCGUUGAAAAUGGCAAAUUCCAUUCCAAUGCUACUCACACUUUUCUCUACUUUUCUCCUCCUCAUCUUGCAUUCCAAAGUUGCAAUGACCACAGCAACUACAACAGCCGAGUCCAAAGACCAAACAUUCUGCAACCAAAUGUGCACAGAAUGUGAAAACCCUUGUCAGCCACCACCGUCACCACCCCCACCUGUGGUUGAAUGCCCGCCGCCACCAUCGCCUCCACCACCUCCUUCUCUUCCACCGCCUGCUCCUACUGUCCCCGAAUGCCCUCCACCUCCAGUUCCUCCUUGUCAAGAAAGUUGCGGCACGCCAUCAGGUGGCGGCGGUGGUGGCGGCAGUGGGGGUGGUGGUGGUAACAGUAAUAAUGGAAAUGGAAAUGGUGGUGGAGGUGGAUCCAAUCCGAAACUGCCGCCGUACGGUCCACUUAUUCCAGCACCUCCGAAUCCAAUAGUCCCAUAUUUUCCCUAUUACUAUUACAAUCCACCUCUACCUUCAGACUCUUUUCAUCCAAGGGUGCAGCCUGCUGUGACCCUCAAUCUUAUUAUCCUGAUCAUCUUCCUUUUCUUCUUCUAAGCAAUUAAUUAAAUUCACAAAUAACUAUGGAGUAGUGCUCAUUUCUCCGAUCUCUCUGCCGUACGUUCUUUUAAAAUUCUAUUUUUAAUUAGCAAUUAUAUCUCUAAAUUUAGUUAAUUAGAAAUCUCUAGAAGAAAAGAAAUGUGAUCUAUUAAGAAUUAUUUGCGAUUGGCACACCACAUGGCUUCCCAAAUGGAAUUAGCCAACAAGAAGAAUAAGGUUAGCUGUCUGUGAAUUAUCUUUUUACUAAGUGUAAUUUGUCCAUUUGGUUUAUUUAGCAUUGUUUGUAAUAAACAAGCAUUAUGUAACUUUGCUGUUGAGUUUAUGUUUGUGAAAUAAUUUUUUGAAAGCUC
Molecule: messenger RNA, 1207 nt
Organism: Ziziphus jujuba (common jujube)
Lineage: Eukaryota; Viridiplantae; Streptophyta; Magnoliopsida; Rosales; Rhamnaceae
Product: leucine-rich repeat extensin-like protein 3
Exons: 1
Coding region: 288-854 (188 amino acids)
Source: RefSeq, a predicted model, not a curated record